Chelonoidis abingdonii (Abingdon island giant tortoise) is the source of this 2099-nucleotide messenger RNA. RefSeq lists its product as uncharacterized. Gene Ontology annotation, cellular component: external side of plasma membrane. Gene Ontology annotation, biological process: positive regulation of T cell proliferation; negative regulation of T cell proliferation; cell surface receptor signaling pathway. The record is from RefSeq and is a predicted model, not a curated record. NCBI's taxonomy places the organism in Eukaryota, Metazoa, Chordata, Testudines, Testudinidae.
AUUUCAUACCCGAGCUCAAAGAUAAACAACACGAAGCAGGAAAAUCCCAACUUCUCCUCAUCUGCCAGACUAUGAAAACAAUCCCAUGGGCUGAAGCAUCUGCAGAAUAAACUGGAGUGGGAAAGUUAAUAGCUUACAGCUGAAAUCCUUCUCUUGCAAGAUUCCCAGCUGCUGGAAGUGAGUUUACUAGGGAACGAAGUGGUCAGGGAUCGAAAACUUAUUUUGGAUGCUUGUCAGCUUUCAGAAUAAUACCAAAACGCUGGAGGUCUGCAGCAUCUUUCACCUCAGGAUCUCACCCACCUGGGACACUUGAUGGGCUCCCUCCAGAAAACAGCUGUCUGCCUCUUGUUCCUGUCCAUUUUCUCUAGUGCCUCCAACAGCACAUUUGCAACCUUCAACUGCAAUGCUGUCAAGACAGAAUAUAAAAAAACGGCAGUAAUUUCAUGCACUGGCAACAUGAAAAUUACAAACAUAGUAGUUAAGCGCUGUGAAAGGUGUAAUAAACAGAACUCAUCCUUAGAAACUAUUAUUAACACGUGGAAAGGAAACUAUUCCAGUGAAAAGGGAAGAAUUCGGUUGGAGCUACAAGACAACGUUUCGAAAGUGCACAUACAGGAAGUUAAAGCAACUGAUCAAGGAGGUUAUAAAUGGCAUCUUUAUUCUGACAGUGGGGAAGGCAAUGGAUGUAUCAACCUUGAGAUUACAGCUCCUGAAAUUGAGCCUAGCCUCACCUGGAACGGAAGAGUGCUCGCCUGCCUGUCACCUACAGGGCAUCCACAAAGGCAGGUCCAUUGGUUUGAUGGUCACAGGAAUAAUCUGACAGGCAGUGCAAGCCUGGUGUCUGAGGAAGCAGAAGGUGGCUUAACCAGCCUUACCAGCACUCUCCAUGAGAAACCCACCUUAACUGCCUCCGAGUAUUGCUGCGCUGUGCUGUAUGAUGUGCACACCAAGAGAAACAAAACCAAGUGCCUUAGUGCCCACAAAGCAGUUGCCGAUUACCUUCAUUUCACCUCAACAUCAGAUCAGGAAAUUCCGAAGACCAUGAAAAAUCAGGAAAUUCCGAAGACCAUGAAAAAUCAGGAAAUUCCGAAGACCAUGAAAGAGCACAUUCCCAUCAUUCUAGUGCUCGUCGUUCUGGUUCUCUGCUGUUUUGCAGCUGUUCUAUACUACAGGCACCGCCAGCGAGCAACAGCCAAAGGGAAUUUUGCAGACCUAUUAAGGACUCUCCUUCCACUUUUGAGACAAAAUGAAAAAGCAAGAGAAAAUGCACCUAACCAAGAAGUGUGAUGUGUGAAAACAAGAUGCCCCCUCAAUGAAAAUGAUGAUCCAGCCUGCACCAAUGCAACUAAAUUUAAGCAAAGGAGUAGAUACAGAAACUCAGUCAUUCAGAACAUACACACUAUGCAAUCCAACAGUGUGAAGCAACCAGCAUUUUAAAGACUUUUUUUUGUCAGACAUCCUGUUUUGCAGACUAGGGUCUACAUUCUCCUCUCAGUUUCACUGGUGUAACUCAGUGGAAAAUGUGGUCUGAUAAUUUGAGUACAGUUCUUUCCCUCCCUGAAACACUGAUGCUUUAAGGCCAUAUUUUCACCACUUUUGAUGGAAUCAAAGCUUUGCUUCGUACCUUAAUAGCCAGCCCUUUAGGAUGGGCUAAUACGGCAGCUACACGUAAGGAGCAUUUUAUCCCCUGCAUUAUGUAGCAUUAUUAACUUGCUGCCAUCAGGACAGAAGUGCAGUGCAUGAUCACAAAGACUUUGUGGUGCGAGUGCCAAUCUAAUUCACCAACCAAAUGCUGUAUUGUGAGGGGACUGUGGAACUGGGAAACAUCCCCUGACUCAGCACCAACUUCAAUUACUUGCAAGAGUUGUCUGCUGAAUGGAAAUGCUGAAGAGAAAAUGAAUGAGGCCCCAACUUCACAAUUAGAUUGCAGAAGUUAAUUGCACUGAUUUUCUUCCGACAUAUGAUAAAAAGUAUAGAAAGAAUGUGGGGAAUCUUGUUUUGUGGGCUGACAGUUACCUGGAUUAUUUCACCCUAUAGAAUGAAAAUGUGCUGUUUGUCAAGGCUUUUAAUCAUGUAAUUAAAAUAUCGAUUUAGGACAC